Chaetomium globosum CBS 148.51 is the source of this 1518-nucleotide messenger RNA. RefSeq lists its product as uncharacterized. Lineage: Eukaryota; Fungi; Ascomycota; Sordariomycetes; Sordariales; Chaetomiaceae. The coding region runs from base 1 to 1518 and encodes 505 amino acids. The transcript is spliced from 2 exons. The record is from RefSeq and is a predicted model, not a curated record.
AUGCCCACAAAAAGCAUCAACUGGCACGCCAUCAAGGCCGCAUCUGACCACGGCUUCCUCGCUCACGGUGAUAAUCCAAAGUUCCGCUCCAUGCGCAUCAAGUUCGAAGUACCCCUGGCUCAUAAUGAUCCGCAAUGCGACGAAAAGAUACAACUACACGCAGAGCUCGUCUACGGGUACGGCCAGUCUCAGACCAAAUAUGACCUGUCCGAUGGCGGCCUGGCCAAGUCCCUGGGUCCUCUAACCUCCCCGCUGUGCCCUGGCAGCUCAUCCACCCUCGCCGUCUACCUCUGCGGCGGGCCCGGCUCCGACAACCCGGCCUUUGCGUACGAGGAUCUGACCAAAAGCCUCCUCGAUAUGAUAAAGACUCCUGUGCUUUACCUUGACUACCGCGGCACCGUGUCUAGAAAGGCCAACGCCCAACUCAGCAAGUACCGCAUCACGAAUAGUAGCUUUGAGGGGUUAAGCUCACAGCAAGUGGCACAGCGCCUGAUGCUUUACCGGCAGGAUUCAAUCGUGGCGGACUUUGAGGCAGUGCGGCUUUGUUUGAACAAUAUCUGCCAGAGGGAUAUCAAGUUCGCAUUGCUGGGGCAGUCAUAUGGCGGCUGGAUCGCCAUGACCUAUCUGUCUUUCUUGCCAGAGAGUUUGGCAAGGGUGUGGAUCACCGGCGGGAUGCCUCCAAUUGGGAAGACGCCCGAGGUCGUGUACACGGCGCUGUUUGAGCGGGUGACCCACAUGAAUGAGUUGCAUUACAACAAGUAUCCAAAAGAUAAGGAUGAUGUGUUGAAGAUCGUGAAGCUUCUCGCCAACGAACACGGAGGAAAUGGAAUCAGGCUUCCUAACGGGCAGAGACUAACUGCGCGUGGGUUCCUAACUAUGGGGCGACACUUAGGAGGAGGAGAGGCCGGGUUCAAGAAAUUUCACGCGCAUGUGGACGGGUUGGCAACCAAAGGCAAAAGUUACGAAGGGCUCAACAGAGAGGACAUCACUGGAUUCAAGUUGACAGAGAGGCCGCUUUAUGCUGUUCUGCACGAAUCCAUUUACUGCUGCUGCCCUGGGGUGGCAUCCAAGUGGGCGGCGCAGCGGGUUGGGAGAGGACCCGAAAUGGUCGAGAAAUUCCCGUGGCUCAAGGAGAAGUUCAACUUUACCUCUGGGUCCUUGGGAAAACUCUACUUCUCAGGGGAGAUGAUCUACGACUUCAUGUUGCAGGAUGCGGGCCUGACCAAGCUUGCCGAAGCGUCCAGCAUACUUGCCGAGAUUGAGGAUUGGCCGGAGCUCUACGAUAUCAACGUUCUGAAGGGAAACCAAGUGCCGCUGACAGCUCUAAUAUAUCCGAACGACAUGUAUGUGGAUUCCAAGCUCUCUUGGGAAACAGUAAAAACGAUAGUGCCGAGUUGCAUAGCAAUCCAGGCACCCGAGAAAUGGCACCAUGGCCGCGUCAAGACAAACAGUCUCGAGCAACCGGAGACCUCAUGUGUUGGUUACUCGUCAUGCAUGUUCCUCGUUGAGAUGCACUGA